Eleginops maclovinus (Patagonian blennie) is the source of this 5345-nucleotide messenger RNA. It is a transcript of the gene sned1, whose product is annotated as sushi, nidogen and EGF-like domains 1. Gene Ontology annotation, molecular function: calcium ion binding; Notch binding. Gene Ontology annotation, biological process: Notch signaling pathway; cell-matrix adhesion. The coding region runs from base 511 to 4683 and encodes 1390 amino acids. The transcript is spliced from 32 exons. The record is from RefSeq and is a predicted model, not a curated record. NCBI's taxonomy places the organism in Eukaryota, Metazoa, Chordata, Actinopteri, Perciformes, Eleginopidae.
UCAGCUAUUGGCUGGAAGGAGCUAAUUAUGCAAGGUAGUGAAUCCCUGUGGGGGAGGUGGGGCCAAAACUGAAAGAACUCCUUUGGCAGGCAGAAUAGAGCUUUUAUUGAGGAUAUUUCUAAGCUGACCAUCAGGGACCAAAUCGCUGGAUUGUUAAAAAAAAACACAUCUCAGCUGAAUUACGCUGCUCCCUCUCUUUCAUUCCUUCCCUCGUUUCAUUUCAGUGAGACAGAGUGUAGCUCGUGCAGUACCCAGCAGCAGGCAGAAUGCAAGGAAUCUACAGUAUUCCCCUGUCUCACACAAGAAGCCCAGUUCACUACUGAAGGACAAGAGAGGGGAGAAGGAGGCAGAGCUAAAGAGCAGUCAGGGGAGGAUUCACACUGCUGAGGUUGAGAGGAGGAACGCAGCGUCUUGUCUUGUUCUGCUCUGCUCUUGUUGCCUCAGGUGUGUGUGCUCCUCCCUCCCCUCUGCAGUGCCUGCUGUCAGCUCCAUCCCUGGGUGGCUGAGGCCAUGGUGUUGGUGCUGCGAGCCCUGCUGCCCUGCUUCUGCACCCUGCUCUCCCUGGAACUGCUGCCUGGGGUGGAACCUGCCGUACCCCUGGAGGACUUCUACCCCUUUGGCCAGGACGUAGGGGACUGCCAGACCAUCGCUCAGGACGACGGAGGCUCCCGGCUCGUGAAGAUCUCUGUUGCUUUCCACUUCUUUGGAGACCGGCACACAGGACUCUAUGUCAACAACAAUGGCCUUGUAUCUUUCCUGAGGGAGGUGUCCCAGUUCACUCCGGUUGCGUUUCCGAUCGCCGGGGACAGAAGGGUUGUGGCGCCAUUCUGGGCCGAUGUGGAUAACCGUCGAGCAGGGAGAGUCUUCUACAGGGAGAGCCAGGAGCCCUCCAUCCUGAGGAGGGCCUCAGGGGAAGUCAAGACGUACUUUUCAGAGUUCCCCAACUUCAAUGCAACAUGGGUCCUCAUCGCUACAUGGCACCAAGCUACUUUCUUUGGAGGCAGCUCUCUCACUCCGGUAAAUACUUUCCAAGUGGUGCUUAUUACAGACGGAGAGCUUUCCUUCACUAUAUUCCAGUACAAUAACAUCACUUGGACCACAGGCAUGCAUGCCAGCAGUGGAGGAAACCUGGCUGGGCUGGGAGGGAUUGCAGCACAGGCAGGUUUUAAUGCUGGUGAUGGUAAGCGCUAUUUCAACAUCCCCGGCUCGCGCACUGCUGAUGUGGUGAACGUCGAGGAAACCACUAACGUGGGCCAACCAGGCAAAUGGGUAUUUCGUAUAGAUGAUGCAAAUGUGGAAGUGGGUGGCUGCAAUGACUCUGUAUCAGUGUGCCCACAACUGCGACCUUGUCUGAACGGAGGCCAUUGCAUAGACGACUGCAUUACAGGAAACCCCUCCUUCACCUGCUCCUGCUUGGCUGGCUUCACCGGGCGAAGAUGCCAGAUUGAUGUCGAUGAGUGUGCCUCAUAUCCGUGCCAAAACGGGGGGACCUGUGCAGACCGGAUUAAUAGUUUCCUCUGUCACUGUCCUCCUGGAUACACAGGGAGUCAGUGUGAAACAGACAUUGACGAGUGCAGAGAAAGACCGUGCCUCAACGGUGCGUUGUGUGUGCAGGGCGCUGGCACUUUCACCUGUGUGUGUGAACCGGGUUACACUGGUGUCCUCUGUGAGACAGACAUGAACGAAUGCGAGUCGCAGCCCUGUCUGAACAGAGGACAGUGCAUGGAUCUGGUGGCCAACUUCACCUGUGUUUGCCCCGCGGUCUUCACUGGAGCACUCUGCGAGACAGAGCUGGUGGUGCUUCAGGUUAAUUCAACCGAGCCAGAAAACCAAGCAGGCAUGUGUGGCAAUGCAGAUUGCGAAAAGAACUGGAUUUGUGAAAACACCAGCUCGGGAAUCUACAACUGCACAUGUGCUCCGGGCUUCUACGGUGAUGAGUGUGAAGAGGAAUGUCUGUGCCAGAAUGGGGGUGUGUGUGUGGACAUCAAUGGGACUUGUGAAUGCCCGUCAGGCUACACAGGACUCUACUGUCAGUUUGAAGUAACUCAGACGCCGUGCAGUCACAGCAGGCCGUGUCCUGAUGGAGGUCCCUGUUUGGAGUACGGAGGAGCCUACCUGUGCACAUGUCAGACCAGUGCAGCAGAGCAGGAUCAUAAGGACUUCUACCCAUAUGUACAGCCCCGAUCGGUCUGCGACUCCUCUCCGUGUCUGAAUGGGGGAUACUGCUAUGAGCGGGAUGGAGGCUACACCUGCGAGUGCAAACACGGAUACUGGGGGAAGCACUGUGAAAAAGUCAGACUCAAUACCUGUGCUUCUGCUCCCUGCCGCAACGGAGGCUCCUGCAAGGAGGAAGCAGGGAGCUACAGAUGUGUGUGCCCAUACAGGUUCGCUGGGAAACAUUGUGAAGUGGGGAAGCCAGACCCCUGUGCCUCCAGCCCCUGUCUGAAUGGGGGGACAUGCUUCCACUACAUAGGAAAGUACAAAUGUGAAUGCACUGAAGACUUUGGUGGCCGGCACUGUGAAAUAAACAGGAGCUCAGUACAGACCAACGCAGAGCUGGGCUGUGGGCUGCCUCCACCGGUGAAGCACGCAGAGGUUCAGUUCUCCUCAACAACACCGGGCUCCAUGGCUGUGUACAUGUGCCACUCAGGCUUCACCUCUGUGCCCAGAGCCACCCAGAGCAUCUGUGGUAUUCAGGGAGACUGGAGCCAGCCCCCCAUCUGUGAGGAGAUCAAUGAAUGCCUCUCACAGCCCUGUCUUAAUGGCGGUACAUGUGGGAACCAGGUGGGGUCUUACCACUGUGAGUGUGAUGAGGGCUUCAGUGGAAACCGCUGUCAGACAGAUAUAAAUGAAUGCCUGUCGGGGCCCUGCGAGCACGGGGGGACAUGUGAAGACCAGCCUGGCUCCUACCUGUGUCACUGUUCUCAAGGCUUCAAAGGCCACAACUGUGAAAUAGAGCAGGACGGGUGUGAGUCCAAUCCCUGUCUGAACGGAGGCGUGUGUCGGGGGUACAGACGAAAUUAUUUGUGUUUGUGCAAAGACGGCUUCUUUGGCGACCAGUGCCAGAUGUUGGAGAACCCAUGUGUACUGCAACCUUGUGGAAACCGUGGCCUCUGCAGGAGUGACAAGAGAGGGAACUACAACUGUGUGUGCAGAGUGGGACACACAGGCAAAGACUGUGAGAAAGACCUGUUGCCUCCCUCUGGUCUCCAUGUGCUGCGCGUGGAGGAGAACGAGGUGGAGCUGCGCUGGGAUCAGCCGGGGCCGGAGCACAGCCUGAUCAGUGGUUUUGUGGUCUCUUAUGCUCCGCUGGGCUGGAGUAAUCCCAAAACAGACACGCUGGAGAGGCAGCAGUCCUCACACAUCAUGAGAGGCCUUCUCCCGGGCCUGCUGUACAAUAUCUCCACGUUCUCCAUCAAACGCAACACCAACAGCAAUGACAACAGCCAACCAGCCACCGCUCUGAUACGCACCAGACCCCCGCAGGUGGAGCAGCUGCAGGUGGGGAACGUGUCGUCCUCACAGGUGUGGCUGAGCUGGCUGGUUCAGGCUGCUCGCCACGCAGCAGUCAGCAGGGUGCUGCUGUCUCUGCUGCCUGCCGACGGUAGCGAGGCUCGAACCGCCGUGCUCAACACCAGCAGCACUGAGCACUCCUUCAGUGCAUUACUCCCUGGUCAGAUGUACACGGUGGAUGUGUUGACUCAAAGUGGAAUCAGACCAGAUGAAUUUCCCUCCACCAGCCACUCAGCUGGACCUCUGCAGUUCUGGACACGGCCUCUCCCCCCACAGGACCUCUCCCUGUCACAUGUGACCACUAACUCAGCACUGAUCACCUGGAGCCGCUACCCGAGAAACGUCCCAGAUGGCUUUGUGGUCAACGUGACCCGAGGGCUGAAUACGAGGAGUCGCUUCCUGCCCAAUGGGAAGCUGGGAUCAUAUACCCUGCGUGAACUGACUCCGGGACAGCAGUACCAUGUGGCUCUCACAUCAGUGAAAAGCACAGGGCAGGAACAGAUCCACAGCGAACCCCAACACCUCGCCUUCACUACCUUGCCAAUGGGUGCGAGAUCAGGGAGAAGAGAGAGGCCAGCCGGGAAUGGACAGGGGACUCAAGUCGAACGCACACUUCCCCCCUCUCAGCCUCAGGACCUGGGGGCCACAACAGAAACAGAGAACUCAGAGGAGCUACCCAGAUACACAGAGCUCAUCGACAGAAGGGGAAAGAUAACAGCUAAGUUCACUCACCUGCCUCGAAAAGCCGUUCGACAUCGCACCAAACCUGACCCGCCAAUAAAAUUAGAGAAGAUGGAAGAAACAACAAACAAAAUCAGCCUGGCACUCGAGAUUGAAGAAGGGUUAAGGAUCAAGCCUGAGCUGACACAGGACUGCCUCAGCACGCCCUGCCAGAACGGGGGAACAUGUGUGAGCGGAGAAGACUCAUUCCUCUGCGACUGCGCAGACGGGUUCAAGGGCCGGCAGUGUGAACUGUCGUGCCAGAGAGUGCCUCACCCCUGCACCCGCCUGUACUCUGAGACCAAGAGCGUGCCAGUGUGGGAGGACGGAGUGUGCCACUACCUGUACAAAAGGACGUAUAAAGUACAGCAGGAUGUUUGUUACCGAGAGAUUUGUGAACCUACGCCUCCCAAGAAAAGUCAGAGCAGAAGAACAAGCAGACAACAAUAAAGAGCACUUGGAGACUGAUGGAAGGACUGUCAUCACUGUCAUAUGAAAAUUAAUUUUGGUGUUUAUAUUGUACUUGAAGGAGCUGAUUACGGUCAUUCUUUGAGCUGAGAAACCCAGUCAGGACCUACUGUAACAUUUUAGAAAAGCUUCAACGAUCUCAAAGUAAAGCUGUGUUUGUAGCCCCGCCUUCACGAGAGGUCUUCGGUCAAUCAAGGGAAAAUUCAAACCGUAUGUCAUUGGUGACAUUGAUGAUAGAUUUUUUGUACAAACACACACAUAUGCAAAUAUUAACAGUGAGCAGUCCGCUGCAACUGAGACCUAAUAUACCUCAUGUCCAUGUCCGUGCUGACACAUCAGGAGAGGUUUUUAUUAUUUGUGAUUCAGCUGCAGGUUUUGUCCCUCAGGGAAAUAACUGUAGAGUGUUCCGAGUCCCAAUGUUUUCCCAACGACGGCCCCAGCUCUCCUCAUAAAUAUGUUGGGAAAUGUUUGUUUUCUCCUGGCUUCUCAAAAUCAUCUCGUCGUCUGACAGUGGCACACAGCGUUUCCUGUGUAUGAAUAUGUCUCUCUGUGUCGUCGCAGGCAUCACUGCACGCUAUUCUGUAAAUAGUGUUUAUAGGCCAUUUUGUAGGUGAAUAUUUUAAUAAUAAAAAUGUUAAAAUGUU